GGGUGUGGUUGGCGGUCUCCUUGGAGGUAAAGGAGACUGUUCCAGGCCGAGGUCAGCUGACGGAUCGGUGUUAUCUCCGCUUCCCCUCUGUUGACUGGCUGGAGGCGGUUAGUGCCCUCGGUUGUUUCCUCCGCUAGCAGGCGUGAUAGCUGCGAGACAUGGCGAUGCUGGCUUUUCUUUCGGGUCGAGGGUCUUUCUCGGCCGGUCGUCCGCUCAUGAAGCUGCUGCGGGAAUUGAAUUUUGCGCACCGGAGCUAUGCACUGAACACCAGUUUGAAUGAAGUGGUCAUAGUCAGUGCCAAAAGGACGCCUGUUGGAUCUUUUCUAGGAUCUCUUUCCUCACUUCCAGCUACUAAACUUGGUUCCAUAGCAAUUCAAGGAGCAAUUGAAGCAGCAGGAAUACCCAAGGAAGAAAUCAAAGAAGCAUAUAUGGGCAAUGUUCUACAGGGGGGUGAAGGACAAGCCCCAGCCAGGCAGGCCGUGCUUGGAGCAGGUUUACCUAUCUCCACUCCAUGCACCACUGUCAAUAAAGUUUGUGCAUCAGGAAUGAAAUCUAUUAUGAUGGCAGCUCAGAACCUAAUGUGUGGCCAUCAGGAUGUGAUGGUUGCUGGUGGAAUGGAAAGCAUGUCAAAUGUUCCAUAUGUAAUGAGCAGAGGAGCAACUCCUUAUGGAGGAUUAAAACUUGAAGAUUUAAUUGUGAAAGAUGGACUAACUGAUGUCUACAAUAAAAUUCAUAUGGGUAACUGUGCUGAGAAUACAGCCAAGAAACUUAACAUUUCACGAGAAGAACAAGAUGCUUAUGCCAUAAGUUCUUACACCAAAAGUAAAGCAUCUUGGGAAGCUGGAGUAUUUACAGAUGAAAUUAUUCCUGUUACAGUUUCACAAAAAGGUAAAUCAGACAUAGUGGUAAAAGAAGAUGAAGAAUACAAACGUGUUGAUUUUAGCAAAGUCCCAAAGCUGAAGACAGUUUUCCAAAAAGAAAAUGGUACAGUGACAGCUGCCAACGCCAGCACACUGAAUGAUGGAGCAGCUGCUGUGGUUCUGAUGACAGCAGAUGCAGCCAAGAGGCUCAAUGUCAAGCCACUGGCAAGAAUAGCAGCAUUUGCAGAUGCUGCUGUAGCACCUAUUGAUUUUCCAAUUGCACCUGCUUAUGCUGUACCCAAGGUUCUUAAAAAUUCAGGAUUGAAAAAAGACGAUAUUGCAAUAUGGGAAGUAAAUGAAGCUUUUAGUUUAGUUGUAUUAGCAAAUAUGAAAAUGUUGGAUAUUGAUCCCAAAAAAGUGAACAUAGAUGGAGGCGCUAUUUCUUUGGGACACCCACUUGGGAUGUCUGGAGCAAGAAUUGUUGUUCAUAUGGUCCAUACCUUGAAGCGAGGAGAGUAUGGUAUUGCAGGAAUUUGCAAUGGAGGAGGUGGUGCUUCUGCAAUACUAAUCGAGAAGUUAUAGAAUGAUGGAGCAAGUACCCUCACCUGUAUUUGUGAUUAGAAGAGAUCAACCAGUUAGUUAAUAGUUUAAGGGUAUGAAAAGGGACUUUCUGGAUGCUGCACAGCAUCUAUAUAUGUAUAGCAUAAAUAAAUAGUUUUCUUGUCAUCAGAUUUGGUAAUCUCAAGACAUUUUUAGCUAAAAAAGGGCUCUCUCUAAAGCCUUUUCAGUUUCUAAGAAGAUGAUGAUCUUGGGCAUGAUUGUUGAAUUGAAAAGUAUUCAACUUUAAAAUAGAUUAAUACUUUUUAAAAUUCUGCAGUACCACAGUGGUGGGAACAUGGAUGAGUGUCUUCCAAAAAGCCCUGAGUUUCUUUUUGAUAAAAAAUGGAUGUGAACUGAUCUUUAGGUUUUUUCUUAACUUUUCACUAUGUGACAUAUAUAUGGUCAAGCAAUUAAUAUAAUUAUUAGUCCUCAUCACUGAUAUGCCUUCUGUAAUUAAUUUGAUUAGAAAUUAAAUAUUUUUCAAGAAA
This is a messenger RNA of Vombatus ursinus (common wombat), 1948 nucleotides long. RefSeq names its product acetyl-CoA acetyltransferase 1 (gene ACAT1). The transcript has 12 exons. The record is from RefSeq and is a predicted model, not a curated record. Gene Ontology annotation, biological process: fatty acid beta-oxidation. The coding region runs from base 159 to 1442 and encodes 427 amino acids. Lineage: Eukaryota; Metazoa; Chordata; Mammalia; Diprotodontia; Vombatidae. Gene Ontology annotation, molecular function: acetyl-CoA C-acetyltransferase activity.